UUUCCACCUGAAGGGGGGUAAUUACCCGACUCUUGGAAUUUGUUGUGAAGAAGGAAAUAAUUGGCACUAUUUGGCUCCUGAUGCACGGACCAUGUCGAGGCGCAAGCAGGCGAACCCCCAGCACCUCAACUCGGAGGGGCAGCUGUUGGAAGCGAGCGCUGAGCAACAAGAUUCCAGUGAUGUAGAUGGUGAAAAAAGCGUCAAGCGAUGCAGGAUGGAAGAAACUCAUGUCUGUGACAAGUGCUGUGCCGAGUUUUUUGAACAAUCCGAGUUAAUUGAGCAUAAGAAAUAUUGCACUAAAAAUCCAACUGUCCUGAUCAUGAACGAGGGUGAAGGACAACAAGCAUCUGAGGUCUACCCAGAGUCUAUCUCUAAGAGCACUGAACAGGAGCUAGCUGAAAAAAAAGUGGCAAAGGACAUUCUAGCAAAGGGUUCUGCUGUUACUGCUGAAAGGAUGGCGGGGGAAUUCAACUCUGGCAAUAAAAAAAUCUCCCAAGCCACUCCUAAGACUAAUGGAUUUGGCUUCUUGCCUAAAACAAAUGUCUCCAACACUAAUGUGACUUUACAAACUAUCAAUACUACUAAAGCGGCUGUUAAUCAACAUGCAUCAGGUGGAACUAGUGCUCCAGCAAACAAUGCCAACGCCAUUCCAAUGAUCCUUGAACAACUAGUGUGCUUACAGCAGCAGCAGCUUCAACAGAUUCAGCUUACUGAGCAGAUCCGCAUUCAGAUCGCUAUGAUGGCUCCGAAUUCCCUGCAUCCUUCUAUAGCUGCUGCCACAGAUCCACUGAAGGCACUGGGUGCCCAUUUAUCGCAGCAGCUCUCUGCAGCUGUUGCUCUGAUUGGACAAAAAGCUGGAACUCACAACCUUACUCUUGAGGCUCUUAAGCAGUCAAAGCUACCUCACGUCACCCUGUCCAUUCCAACUUCUGGCACUGUGCCACUUAACUUUUCCAAUCCGAUGCUAAAAUCUGAGCUCAAUAGGGUUCUUCCUGCUUCUGUGGCCAGGUUUCCAAACCCUGUCCUACCUCAUAGUCCUGGGACUGUAAUCUUCCAGAAUCCACUUAAUGUCGUUGACCCUACUAAGAAACUGAAAAGCAAGUUUCCAGGUGUUCUUACACCAGAAAUUAAACCAAAUGGCGAGGACCAAUUCUUUAGACAUAAGUGUAAGUUCUGUGGCAAAGUUUUCGGCAACGACAGCGCACUGCAAAUACAUUUACGUUCGCAUACCGGUGAAAGGCCUUACAAGUGCAACAUCUGUGGAAACAGAUUUACAACAAAAGGUAACUUGAAGGUUCACUUCCAGAGACACAGAGAUAAAUAUCCACAUAUACGGAUGAAUCCCUAUCCUGUACCAGAACAUCUGGAUAAUGUUCCUACUACAAGUGGAAUUCCGUAUGGCAUGUCUGUUCCAUUGGAUGAGUCUAAUGUACUUGUGGAUAUAAAGCCUGUGCUGACUAGUCUUCCCGAUCCAGGACUAACUAUACCAAAUGUUGCCAGGAUAGGUGAUGCGUCAGGAUCAGCCUUCCCACUCAACCUGCAGUCCAAGCUGUCGCCGGGUAGUGAAGGAGAGUCUGUGUCAUCUGGAGCUGUUGGUCAGGAGUCUGGCACUGAUCAAAGUCUAAACUCUCCUCCGGCUAGUGGAUCCAGUGAGCAAGGCUCAGAGACGAGCAAACUACAGCAACUGGUAGAAAACAUUGACAAGACUGGUUCAGAUCCCAAUAAGUGUUUGAUUUGUCAUAGAGUACUAAGUUGUCCUAGCUCUCUGAAAAUGCACUACCGCACCCACACUGGGGAACGACCUUUCAAGUGCAAAAUCUGUGGACGAGCGUUCUCCACUAAAAGCAAUCUUAAAACUCACUAUGGCGUACAUCGCGCAAACACGCCUCAGAAAAUGCAUUCUUGUCCUAUCUGUCAAAAGAAAUUCACCAAUGCAGUGGUCCUGCAGCAACAUAUCAGGAUGCAUAUGGGUGGACAGAUUCCAAAUACACCUUUACCGGAAGAUGCAUGUGAAGAUGGAGACCUUGAUUCUUUAGUGAUUGAUGAGAAGAAUGGAGACCUGAACAGCUUCACUGAUGAGAAUGUGGAUGACAUCGACAUGGAGGAAGAUCCUGAACUUGCAGAUGUUCCUUCAGGUUCUAAACCCACCACCCCACAGAGUGAUGGUCGAGUGGCAUCCCCAAGCAUACAGCUCACUGAGCUUUCAUCUCAGGACAAUCAGAUGUCUAUGCCUCCUGGACUCUGCUUGCAAAGGCAAAACAGUAUUAAAUCAAGUGAGAAUGGGUCAAUGGAAAGUGAUGGCUUGACUAAUGAUUCCUGUUCCAUUGAGGAUCAAGAAUAUCAAAAUGGCAAAAGUCCAUCUCAAUCUCAACUAAGGACUCUUUCACCAACCAACAGCCAAGAUGACAGUCUUCCGUCAAAGUCUCCACCUUCUUUCAAUGGUCUCGAUGUAAUGGGUGUGCCGAAUAAUGCAGAGUCAGGCGAAAAUGGCUCAGUUGACCCUGAUGUUGACGGGGCUCUAGAUCUAACAAACGGCAACCUAGGACGCAAAAUCAAGGAAGAACCGGGCUUGAUUCCCAAUGGAGACUUGAGCAGGAGUCCAAAUGUCUAUGUUGGUCCUCCACCGACACUGAUCAAAGUGGAAAUGCCAGGAGAUCGUCUUUUGGGCACCACACAUUUCAUCAGGCCACCCAAUCUUUCACCCGGCUUAACACCUCUCAUUGUCCCUCCUCGGCGCACAGCAAAGCAACAUAUCUGCCUAACGUGUAGCAAGAACUUUUCUUCGGCUAGCGCUUUGCAGAUCCACGAAAGAACUCACACUGGGGAAAAACCUUUUGCUUGCACGAUAUGUGGAAGAGCUUUUACAACAAAAGGAAACCUUAAAGUUCAUGUUGGAACGCACAUGUGGAAUAAUUCUGCUCGUCGAGGAAGGAGACUCUCUGUGGAUAACCAAAUACCUGCCUUGCCAAAUGACAUUAAGAAAGUGCCUGAGAUCUUUCCAAAGUAUCUUAUUUCUCCUGCGGUCAUUGAUCCUGCUGUUUGGAACCAGUACGCUACUGCCCUUAGCAGUGGCUUGGCCAUGAAGACUAAUGAGAUCUCGGUAAUCCAGAGUGGUGGCAUUCCUUCAUUGCCGGUCAGUAAUGGGGGUCCUUCCAUCACCACAGCUACCGUCUCUAACCUCGAUGUCAACCAGGCUAGUGCGACUCAGAUUAUGGCCGAAAGGGAAGACAAAGGUGUGAAUAGCAUGCCAAAACACCAGUUUACACACUUCUUAGAGGAAAACAUAUCCGUGAAAUGACCUAUCUAAUGGCAGCCGACAUGUGCAAGCGGACACUUGAAAACUGGGUGGCUGGAAUUUGCUGCACCUUUUAUUUUUUUUGGUACUUUUUCUGUGGGUUUCUUUUUCAAAAGUGGCCAUAAGUACAACCCAUAUUGCCGCCUGGCACCAAACCAGAUGAAAUGCUCCUCCCAGAGAUGUUGCAAAUAACGCAAGGCUGAUGUGUGGAUGGCGUUU
Messenger RNA from Nanorana parkeri, 3514 nucleotides. It is a transcript of the gene SALL4, whose product is annotated as spalt like transcription factor 4. The record is from RefSeq and is a predicted model, not a curated record. Bases 92 to 3298 code for a protein of 1068 amino acids. Gene Ontology annotation, cellular component: nucleus. Gene Ontology annotation, biological process: regulation of transcription by RNA polymerase II. Gene Ontology annotation, molecular function: DNA-binding transcription factor activity, RNA polymerase II-specific; RNA polymerase II cis-regulatory region sequence-specific DNA binding. The transcript has 4 exons. NCBI's taxonomy places the organism in Eukaryota, Metazoa, Chordata, Amphibia, Anura, Dicroglossidae.